UGGGUCGGUAGUACUUGCGAUGUAUUGAAAUCUAAUGGUAAAUUGCGCAACGUAAGUACUAUCGGGCGAAUAGCUGCAUAUUUCAAUGUAUUUCGAAAUUCCUUCAUUCGAAUUCUGAUUAAAUACUAAAGUACUAACACUUUACAUCGUCAAUAAUACUUUAACGGGUAAAUAGAAAAGAUAUAGUUCAAUUCAAAAGUAAUUUCUUUACAUCCCAAAUUUAUAUACUAAUUAUCGGAUAUAUCAAUUAUAUUUAUUAUUCUUUAUGCUUUUACAAUAAAAUACAUACCGUUAUAAUAUCGCUGCAAGACACACGCAAGAGACUGAAAAUUGUGAUUUCAGUCAGCUAAACUACUUACUCUAUCUUACACGAAACCAAUAGAUAUUCACGCUCGGGAGGUGUAUAUCAACAUAAACUUAUACACCGAUAUGAUAAAAGUAUGACGAGGAACAAUAUUUCUCGUUUGCUUUUGUAGUUCAUAUUUUAUCUAUACCUGGCGCUGAAGUUACACACUAUUCGAGCGAAAGAUGGUGAACGAACAGCCUUAAUAAUAGGAACAGUAUGAAGUUCAUCGAAUUAAAAAAAGAGAGCGAAUAAUAUAAGUGCUGGCAUCUAGCGACCAUCGCUGUAAUUAAACUGGCAUAGGAGAACUCGAUCGCAUGAGAAGAAACUAUGUUAUAUAUGGCCGCCAAUGUAUCAUACCUGACAGUUUCCACGAUUUUUGUUUAUUAAUUCUGUUUAUUGAUAUAUGUCAUGUUUCAAAAAUUAUAAUAUAUUAUAAUCCUAUUGUAAAUAAAGUUUUGAUAUAUAAAUCUCAGAUUAUUCACUUAAAGUUAAAUUGUUUAAAAAUUGAAGUGCGUUUGAACAGUUGUAAAGUGUCAUUUUACAAUAACGUAAUGUCACGUACAGGAACAAAACUUGAAGCUAAGAAAGUUAACUCUGAAUUAUUCACAUUAACUUAUGGAGCUCUCGUUGCCCAAUUACUAAAAGAUUACGAGAAUGUAGAAGAAGUUAAUAAACAAUUAGAUAGAAUGGGAUAUAAUAUGGGAAUUCGCUUGAUAGAAGAUUUUCUAGCACGUACUGGAUCUGGGCGAUGCUACGAUUUCAGAGAUACAGCUGAAAAAAUUCAAACCGGAUUUAAAAUGUAUCUUGGAAUAACCCCAACGAUUACAAAUUGGAGUGCUGCUGGAGAUGAAUUUUCUUUAUAUUUUGAAACAAAUCCAUUAACUGAGUUCGUAGAAUUACCAGAUCAUUGUUUAAAUCUAAAAUAUUGUAAUAUAUUGACAGGGAUAUUAAGAGGUGCGUGUGAAAUGGUACAAAUGGAGGUUGCAUGUUGGUUUGUUCAAGAUCAAUUGAAAAAUGAUAAUAUAACUGAAUUACGUGUUAAAUUCAUUAAAAGGUUAGAGGAUGCAAUACCUGCUGGUGAAGACUAAAUCCGUAUUAGCAUUAUUAUAAUAUUAUUAUAAAUAAACUUUAUAUCAAAAUA
Vespa velutina is the source of this 1487-nucleotide messenger RNA. RefSeq names its product trafficking protein particle complex subunit 3 (gene Bet3). Gene Ontology annotation, biological process: endoplasmic reticulum to Golgi vesicle-mediated transport; intra-Golgi vesicle-mediated transport. The record is from RefSeq and is a predicted model, not a curated record. Gene Ontology annotation, cellular component: cis-Golgi network membrane; TRAPP complex; cytosol. The transcript is spliced from 2 exons. NCBI's taxonomy places the organism in Eukaryota, Metazoa, Arthropoda, Insecta, Hymenoptera, Vespidae. The coding region runs from base 661 to 1434 and encodes 257 amino acids.